Parasteatoda tepidariorum (common house spider) is the source of this 2045-nucleotide messenger RNA. Lineage: Eukaryota; Metazoa; Arthropoda; Arachnida; Araneae; Theridiidae. The record is from RefSeq and is a predicted model, not a curated record.
AAGAUUUGGUUACAAGAUAGCGAUUAUGCUUCUAUUUUUUUCAGUUGUUACUUCAACGUGAAUCAUAUCAAAUGAGUAAGUCUAACUAAAAACCAUUAUCUCAUUUCAAAAUACUGCUAAACUUUGAUCUCUGUACGUGAUUUCUAACGUUGCAUGAAUGAGAAUCUUAUCGAAUUGUAUCCAGGGUGCUUAAUAACAAUGCGAAAUUUCCCUUUUGUUUUUAAAAUUCAUUAAUAGGGAAGGAACGUGAAUAACAGGAGGGCGUUUUCAAUUGGCAUUAUUUUCCAUUGGUUUUUACUUGUUCUCUGUUUGAUAGCGUAUUUGAAAUAAUGGAUGAAGAGUUUGAGGAGUAUGUUUUUACAUGGAGGAUUAAAAACUAUUCUUCCUGUUACCAAGUUAAAGGUAAAGAUAUUGUGAGUCCCUUUUUUACGAUCGAAAAUAUCCCUGGUAGUCAGUGGAAUUUGUCGUUUUAUCCUAAAGGUUAUUCCAGCCUGAGAAACGAUUAAAGUUACGUUUCCUGUUACUUAGAGUGGACAGCGCUGUAUGACACGAUUAAAUCAGUCACAGUUUCUUACAAGAUCGAGAUUGUGGAUGAAAAAGAUUGUGUUUUGGAGGGUAUUGAGUCGAAAAAGCAGGAAUUUAAUAAACUGAAUUCAAACUGGGGAAAGAAUAAAUUCUUUGCUAUCCAUGAAUUGGACAAAGAAAUGAGCAAUUGGGUCAAAGAUGAAUUAACACUUCGGUGUCGAAUGAAGAGUGAUAAUCAACUCAGGCAAAAGCUAUCUGGGUCUGUUGCUUGUACUACCAUCGAAGUAGACCGAUUCUUUGUUGACUGGAAUGUUAAAAUACCUUCUUUGUUUGAGUAUUCUGAAAACAUUGCUUUCCCUAUCUCAGAUUUGUAUAAUGUAGACAUUGCUUUGAAUUCCAAGUCAGAAGCUUUAGCCAUUUCGGUUUGCUUCAAACAAAAUAAAUCUGAUAUAUCUCAGCGUUUGAUAUUUACGAUUUCUAUUUUUCAUAAAAUUGGAUGCAUGUUAGCUUCCAAGCGUGUUGUGCACGUGCAUGAAAAAACUGAACCGUGGCAUUUUCUCGAUUUCAUGACAAAGGACGUGUUGAAAAAUUGUGAAAUUAGUUCAUCUCGGUAUGAAUUUAAGCUGGAAUGUGAAGUUUGCGUUUCAAAGAAAAAUAUUUCUUCUAACUCUAUUGAAAAACUGCAGUUCGAGUCUCCUUUCAGCUGGGAGUCUUUACCGACGGAUAAUCCAACCUCUUCUGCGCAAAAUGAAUUUAGAAACAUUUUGGCAAGCAAAACUUAUUCUGAUGUUACAAUUCGAUGCAAAAAUGAUGAAUUUCCUGCUCAUAAGUUUGUUUUGAAAGUUCGAUCCCCAGUGUUUGCCGCCAUGUUUGAUCAAGACAUGCUGGAAAACAAAACAGGUGUAGUUGAUAUGACUGACAUUGAUGGAAAGACUUUAAAAGCGUUUCUUGAAUUUUUGUAUGCGGAUAAAGUGGAUAAAUUGGAUUACAGUAUUGCUAAGCAUCUAAUAUUGACUGCAGAUAAAUACCAAGUGUCAAUGCUUGUGGAUAAGUGUGCUUCAUUUUUGAUAUCCAUUAUAUCGAUUGAAAAUGCGUGUGAAAUUAUUGCAAUCGCUGAUAUGAUUGAUUGCAAGAAUUUGAAAUCUUUUGCGCUAAGUUUUAUUGAGCUCAAUGCUGCAGAUAUUUUAAAAACUGCAGCUUGGACAGAAUGGAUCGAAGGAAAUAUUAAACUAGCCACAUGUAUUUUAUCGAAGUUGUCAACAAAUUUCCGACAGAUUGGCAAUGAAAUUUAUCUAUAAUGGCUCCAUGAAGGUUUUCCUUGAUUUAUAUUUUACUAUAAUUAUUAUAGUUUAAAUAUUGAUUUCAAAUACUGAACGAUAUAUUUAACUAUCUUGUCUUAAUGUUAAGUGAAUGUUUAUGUUGUAACACCGAUACUUGAUGUUGAUACACUUUGUACUUGUACUUUUGUUAAAAAGUAUUUUGUUACAGUUUGUAACAAUUGCUAAAUAUUUUAUUCUUUA